AUGAGACGGGCACUGUGCUAUUUUGGAUUGGUCUCCCUUCUCGCCUUUGGCGAAGCAUCAGAGAGAAUACGCCGUAGCGGAGGCUAUGGUGGUGGUGGCGGCGGCGGGGGCGGUUUUGGUUUCGGGGGCGGCGGAGGUGGGGGCUUUGGAUACGGCGGCGGUGGAGGCGGAGGGGGGGCGGCGGCGGCGGCUUCGGUGGCGGUUCAGGCGGUGGCCUCGGAGGAGGUCUCGGCGGCGGAU
Molecule: messenger RNA, 240 nt
Organism: Iphiclides podalirius (scarce swallowtail)
Lineage: Eukaryota; Metazoa; Arthropoda; Insecta; Lepidoptera; Papilionidae
Source: the annotation of a GenBank genome assembly